AUGAGAAAAUUCUUUUUUGGGAUUUUUAUUCUACUUUUCUUAGAAUCCUAUGGAAAUGGGCUUAAAUUGACCAAGGAGCAGCUUCAAGAAUAUGAGGGAAAAAACGGGAAAAUUUAUUUCGCUUGUGGAGGGAUCAUUUUUGAUGCAUCAAACGAUAAAAGUUUCAAAGAAGGAGGCAAAGAUCACGGAUUUGCAGGAAAAGAUGCUACAGUCGCCUUAGCUAGAAUGGAUUAUGAUAAAAAGUGGAUUGGGCUGGAUCCUGAAGAGGCAGAACUUUCACCAUAUAUGAAAAAUGCAAUUGAGAAAUGGAUUGGUGUUUUAAAGGAAAAGUACCAAGUUGUUGGGGAAUUAGUAAAAAAUUCAUAUGAGAGAGUUGAUAUGUAG
Messenger RNA from Blepharisma stoltei, 384 nucleotides. The record is from the annotation of a GenBank genome assembly. Lineage: Eukaryota; Ciliophora; Heterotrichea; Heterotrichida; Blepharismidae.